AUUCCGUAAAACAAAAGUCAGUUUCAUCCAAUUUCCUACCAAAACUGGAUGUAAAAAAUUUGACAAAAAGGUUACAUUUCAAAAUCCGCCAUGAAAGUAGCUCCUCCAAAUUUCUCAGCAGAACCCUAAGGAAACAAAAGGCACACCCACCGCAGCCACAAUCUUCCAUGCCCAACCUCUACAACCACCACACUCUCCUCCCACUCAGACCCACUUCAUUUCAGCUGACGAAAUGGGCUCUCUCAUCCCAAUUAUAGACCUCAAUAACCUCCCUGAAUCCCCCGCCGGCUCCACCCCAAACACCGCCAACUCCGCCGUAGCCUUGAAAGUCCCCAAAAUCGAACCGAAGCUUGAACCUUUCGACGAACCACUCGAUACCCACCUGCCACAACUGCCUCCAGAACCCUUCAUUCCCACACCUACCCCCAACUCUCUCACUAAUUCCCAAAUUACCCCAUUCUCCGACCUGAACCACACCCCUGUAUCUGAAUCCUCCGCCGCACCUUCCGACCAGGAGAAUGUGUACUCGGAGUUCCAUCGAAUUUCCGAGCUUUUCCGGACAGCUUUUGCUAAAGGGCUCCAGAGUAUGGCCGACGGCGAGGUCGAAGUUUUGGACCCGGAUGCGCGAGCAAUUGUGCCGGUUCCUCAAGAAACCCAGUUAUCAGAGGCCGUCGUUGCGCGGCGGAAAUACCCCAAGCGGUCCUCCGAGCUCGUCCGGGUCACCGAUCUGAACAUCGAGGACCAGAGGUACUUCCGUGACGUGGUGAGGAAAACCCGAAUGCUAUAUGACUCGAUUCGAAUACUAUCAGUGGCAGCGGAGGAGAAGCGGAACCCGGGAAACGGGAAGCGAGUCCGAGGCGACUUGCAGGCCGCCACGGCGCUCAGGGAUCGUGGGUUGUGGCUCAAUCGCGAUAAAAGGAUCGUGGGUUCGAUUCCCGGGGUCUAUGUUGGCGAUCUCUUCUUUUUCCGCAUGGAGUUGUGUGUGGUUGGUUUACAUGGCCAAGUCCAAGCUGGGAUUGACUAUCUUCCGGCGAGCCAGAGCUCGAAUCAUGAGCCAAUUGCAACCAGCGUUAUCGUUUCGGGUGGCUACGAGGACGAUGAGGAUGCCGGCGAUGUGAUUAUCUACACCGGUCAUGGAGGACAGGACAAGUUUAAUAAGCAAUGUGCUCACCAGAAGCUGGAAGGUGGGAAUUUGGCAUUGGAGAGGAGCAUGCAUUAUGGUAUUGAAGUGAGAGUUAUCCGAGGAGUCAAAUGCCAAGGCGGUAUUUCGCAGAAGGUUUAUGUUUAUGAUGGCUUGUAUAGAAUAUUUGAUUGUUGGUUUGAUGUGGGCAAGUCGGGGUUUGGUGUUUAUAAGUUUAAACUUCUGAGAAUAGAAGGGCAAGGUGAGAUGGGUAGCGCUAUUCUUAAGUUUGCGGCUAGUCUUAGGACUAACCCCUUGUCUGUGAGGCAGUCAGGUUAUCUCAGUCUGGAUAUUUCUAAUAAGAAGGAGAAUGUUCCAGUUUUGCUUUUCAAUGACAUUGAUUCUGAUCAGGACCCCAUUUACUAUGAGUAUCUUGCGACAACUGUGUUUCCAACACAAGUGUUUCAUCAGUCUGGGAAGGGAACCGGGUGUGAUUGUAUUGACAGUUGUUUUGGUAAUUGCUUUUGUGCUAUGAAAAAUGGAGGUGAGUUUGCUUAUGAUGACAAUGGGUGUCUUUUGAGAGGGAAGCCUGUGGUUUUUGAGUGUGGGCCCUUCUGCCAUUGUCCCCCAAAUUGCCGGAAUCGUGUCACGCAAAAGGGUAUGAGAAAUAGACUGGAAGUGUUUAGGUCAAGGGAAACAGGUUGGGGAGUUAGGUCAUUGAACUUGAUACAUGCUGGUGCCUUUAUAUGUGAGUAUACAGGGGUUAUUCUCACUAGGGAAAUGGCUCAAAUAUUUGCAAUGAAUGGUGAUACCUUGGUUUAUCCACAUCGGUUUUCUGAUAGAUGGACUGAAUGGGGAGAUUUAUCUCAGAUAGAUCCUGGUUAUGUACGUCCAACUUAUCCUUCGAUCCCACCAUUGGAUUUUGCUAUGGAUGUAUCCAAAAUGAGAAAUGUUGCUUGUUAUAUGAGCCACAGUUCCACUCCGAAUGUUAUGGUGCAGUUUGUACUGUAUGAUCACAAUAAUGUGAUGUUUCCUCAUCUCAUGCUAUUUGCAAUGGAGAACAUCCCUCCUAUGAGGGAGUUGAGCCUUGAUUAUGGGGUGGCUACUGUGUCUGAGGCUGAUGAAUGGACAGGGAAACUUGCUAUCUGUAACUAAUUUUGAUGGGGUGCUGAUAUAUAAAUCAUGCAGACAGUUACAGGAGUAAGACAUACUGAGCUCAUGUUCAAACUUCGAUGUCGCAUUGUCACCUAUUUAUUGGUGCCAGGUGUGUGAUUCUUUGUGCGAUGAUAUACUCUAGUAAUCAUAUGGUGAAGCGUACUAUUAGGAGGAAGGGAAGGGGCCUUUAUUAUUUCUCUGUGAUGGAGGUGGCAUUCAGACUACAUGGUUGUGGUAUCUAGCUUCCUAAUUUUCUGGUCCAUGAAUGUUUCUUCACAAGUAGAUGCCGAAGUGUAAAUUUUUCAAUCAGAUUAUCCAAAAGCAUUGACGUGGCUCAUGUACAUGGCAAUUGAAGUCGCGAGCUGGUGAAAAACAGAAGUGAAAACUCGCUGACAGAGCCACCAUAUGCUGCUGUGAUGAUUUGCUCUGACAUUUUAGGCAUUUGCCUGUUUCGCGGACAUUUCGGACCAAGUCUUGAUACACGCAACUGAUAGUAGGCAUCUUUAGGUUCGGUAAGUUUGUAAGCACAAAUGUAGUAAUCUUCUCUACUUGUAGCGUUGUAUAUGUUAUCACAGACCGAAAUAGCUAAACUUUGUACAGAGUUGUAUAAUUAGUGCCUACCUGCAUCACGUAUGUUUGGAUAGAUCGGUUUUCUUUAAUUCCUUGAUUAAUUCAUUUGUAAUGGAACA
Molecule: messenger RNA, 2964 nt
Organism: Malus domestica (apple)
Lineage: Eukaryota; Viridiplantae; Streptophyta; Magnoliopsida; Rosales; Rosaceae
Source: RefSeq, a predicted model, not a curated record